Messenger RNA from Triticum turgidum subsp. durum (durum wheat), 1413 nucleotides. Lineage: Eukaryota; Viridiplantae; Streptophyta; Magnoliopsida; Poales; Poaceae. The record is from the annotation of a GenBank genome assembly.
AUGGCUCUGUCCUUCAACGGCCUCGCUAGCUCGGUGCCCCCUGAAAUUGGUAGUAUGUCCUUACUACAAAACCUUGAUCUCAACGGUAACCAGCUCGAGGGUGAGUUACCUGCAACUAUUUCAUCGCUCAAAGAUCUGUACAGUCUUGACUGCAGUAACAACAAGUUCAUUGGUACAAUCCCAAGCAUUGGCAGUAAGAAAUUGCUCUCAGCUGCCUUUGCCAACAAUAGUUUCUUGGGAAGCUUCCCUCGGACAUUUUGCCAAAUCGCAUCAUUGGCACUGUUGGAUUUAUCUAGCAACCAAUUGUCAGGGGAGCUCCCUAACUGCCUGUGGGACUUGGAGGAUCUAAUGUUCCUAGAUUUGUCAAACAAUGGUUUCUCCGGGAAGGUUCCGUCAGCUGGGUCCGCUAAUCUAUCGUCGUUGGAAUCAUUGCAUUUGGCAAAUAACAAACUCACAGGUGGGUUCCCAAGUAUACUGAAGAAGUGUAAGCAGCUCAUUGUCCUUGAUAUCGGUGAGAACUACUUUUCCAGCCAAAUUCCAUCAUGGACAGGUUCAAAUCUUCCUUCCCUAAGGAUUCUCCGGCUGCGGUCCAACUUGUUUAGUGGUAGUAUUCCCUGGCAACUAUCACAGCUCUCCCAUCUCCAGCUACUCGACCUAGCUGCCAACCAAUUUUCAGGUCCCAUACCGCAGGGUUUGCUUGCCAAUUUAACAUCCAUGAUGAAACCACAGACAGAAUUCAACAUGACUUCACUAGUCCAUCAUCAAGUUUUACAUCUAGAUGCUACGAUGAAUUUUGUUGACCGGAUCGAUGUGAACUGGAAGAUGAAGAGCUACACAUUCCAAGGGACGAUUGCACUUAUGAUAGGUAUCGAUUUAUCAGGCAAUUCGUUCUCUGGUGAGAUUCCAACCGAGCUAGCGAAUCUCCGGGGCCUCCGGUUUCUGAAUCUAUCAAGGAACCAUUUGUCAGGCCACAUCCCUGAAAACAUUGGUGAUCUCAAACUUCUGGAAUCCCUUGAUUGCUCAUGGAAUGAAUUAUCUGGUGCAAUUCCUUCGAGCAUCUCGAAACUGGCAUCUCUUAGUACGCUCAAUCUCUCCAAUAAUAAUCUCUCUGGCGAGAUACCAGUCGGAAAUCAGCUCCAAACACUGGAUGACCCUUCCAUUUACAACAACAAUUCUGGGCUUUGCGGAUUUCCAUUGGUCGCAUGCUCCAAAGGUUCUUCGGGUACUGUGGAAACACUAGACACAGAACUUGAAACCGUGUAUUUCUGCUACUCAAUAAUUGCUGGACUCGUCAUUGGAUUUUGGUUGUGGUUGGGGUCUCUGGUUUUCUUCAAGACGUGGAGAACUUAUGUUUUCUGUUGUGUGGAUCGCUUUCAACAUAAGGUUAUGAAAAGAUGGAGAGCGUUUCGUUAA